Molecule: messenger RNA, 606 nt
Organism: Blepharisma stoltei
Lineage: Eukaryota; Ciliophora; Heterotrichea; Heterotrichida; Blepharismidae
Source: the annotation of a GenBank genome assembly
AUGAGACGUGGUCAAAACCAAGAAAUUUCUUCUCGUCCAGGCGCGCAAAGAAGCAAAUCCCCAGGAGGGAGACGUGGGGCUGAACGCAGAGGUCUUACAGAGGAUGAGAUCGAAGAGAUAAAGGAAGCCUUCAAUUUGUUCGAUACUGAUGGGUCAGGGACAAUUGAUCCUAAAGAGCUUCGAGCAGCCAUGCAAUCUCUUGGUUUCGAGACCAAAAACCCAACCAUUUACUCUAUGAUUGCCGAUCUGGACAAGCUUGGCACCGCAAUUGAUUUUGACAUGUUUUUAGAUGCCAUCACAGACAAGUUAGGAGACAAAGAAACCAGAGGAGGUAUUUAUUCCCUAUCUAGCUGAAUUUUCUAUAAAUUUCUUAUAAAACUAUUAUCAACUAUCCAUUUCUAAAAAGUUUAUAAGAUCUUUGACUUGUUUGACGACGACAAGUCAGGCUCGAUUAAUCUUAAUAACUUGAGAAGAGUCGCCAAAGAGCUUGGAGAAACCAUGACAGUAGACGAACUUAAUGAAAUGCUUGAAAGAGCAGCAUCUAAUGGGCAUGAAAUCACAAGGGAAGAUUUCUAUACAAUCAUGACCAAGAGAGCAUUCCCAUAG